AUGAAGAUGAACCUCGCCUUCGCGUUCCUGGUCGUCGCGCGCGGGUUUGCGGAGCAGGUGACCCCCAUCGAGCAGGUCCUGACCAUGAUCACCGACCUCCAGGCGAAGGUCAUCUCCGAGGGCGAGGAGUCGCACAAGGUCUUCGCAGAGUUCUCCGAGUGGUGCGAGGAUGAGGCCCGCGAGCUGGGCUUCUCGAUCAAGACCGCCAAGGGCGAGGUCGAGGGCCUGGAGGCGACCAUCGCGAAGGAGUCCGCCAGCAUCGAGGAAUUCAACACCAAGAUCGAGGACAUAGCAGCGGAGCUCUCCCUGGACGAGGCGGACCUGAAGGCCGCCUCCGAGAUUCGCGCCAAAGAGCAGGCGGACUUCGCCGCCGAAGAGAGCGAGCUCGUGGAGGUGAUCGACACCCUGAAGCGCGCCACCGCCAUCCUGGAGCGCGAGAUGGCGAAGAGCGCUGGCGCGUCCAUGCUGCAGCUGAAGGGUGCCGGCGCCCUGACGCAGGCCCUCACCGCGAUGGUCCAGGCCUCCCUGAUCAGCUCCUCCGACGCGGGCAGGCUCACGGGCCUGCUGCAGCAGAUGCAGCAGUCCACCGACGACGGGGCGGACUCGGGCGCCCCCGCGGCUGCCGUGUACCAGGGCCAGAGCGGCGGGAUCAUCGGAGUGCUGCAGGACCUGUUGGAGAAGGCGGAGGCCCAGCUCGACGGCCUGCGCAAGGCAGAGACCUCAAGCCUGCAGAACUACCAGGUGCUGGCGCAGAACCUGAAGGAUGAGAUCAGGAACGGGAACGCCGACUUGGAGGAGGCAAAGAAGGGGCUCGCGGCCAGCUCCAGCGCGAAGGCGGAGGCCGAGGGCGACCUGGCCGCGACCUCGGCUGACCUCGCGUCCGACGAGAGCACCAAGGCGACCCUCCACUCAGACUGCAUGGAGAAGGCCGAGACAUUUGAGGCCGAACAGAAGAGCCGCGGGGAGGAGCUCAAGGCCAUCGCGGAGGCGAAGAGGAUCAUCCAGGAGACCACCUCGGGAGCCGCCUCGCAGACGUAUUCCUUCCUCCAGCUUCGCUCGAGCUCGGACGUGGCCGCCGUGCGCUUCGUGCAGAGCCUGGCGCAGAAGCAGAACUCCACGGCGCUGGCCCAGCUCGCCAUGCAGAUGGCAUCUGCCGCCCGCGUCAGCGCGGACCCCUUCGCCAAGAUCAAGGCGCUCAUCGCCGACAUGAUCGACAAGCUGGAGGCGGAGGCGGCAGCCGACGCCGAGCACAAGGCCUUCUGCGACAAGGAGCUCGGCGAGAACGAGGCCAAGGAGGCCGACAAGGUCGCCGAGAUCGAGAAGCUAACCACGAAGGUCGACCAGUGGACGGCGCGCUCGGCGCAGCUCAAGGGGGAGAUCGCCACGCUCGAGAAGGAGCUGGCCGCGCUCGCCAAGUCUCAGCAGACGAUGGACAAGAUCCGGGAGGACGAGAAGAGCCUCUACGACAAGAGUCGGCCCGAGCUCGAGAAGGGCCUCGAGGGGGUGAAGAUGGCGCUCAAGGUGCUGCGGGAGUACUACUCGAAGGACGACAAGGCCCACUCCGCCGCGGAUGGCGCCAGCUCGGGCAUCAUUGGCCUCCUCGAGGUCAUCGAGUCGGACUUCUCCAAGAAUCUUGCCGAGAUGAUCUCGACAGAGGAGGCCGCAGCGAGCGAGUACGAGGAGCAGUCCAAGCAGAACGCCGUGGACAAGACCAACAAGGAGCAGGACGUGAAGUACAAGACCCAGGAGGCCAACACGCGGGACAAGGAGACGGCAGAGGCGAAGGCCGACCGCGAGGGCGUGCAGAAGGAGCUCGACGCGGUGCAGGCGGUGCUGAAGAGCCUGCACGCGCAGUGCGACGAGACGGUCACGCCCUACGCGGAGCUGAAGCGCCGGCGCGAAGCGGAGAUCGCAGGCCUCAAGCAGGCCCUGGAGAUCCUCGAGGGCGAGGCCGUGCUGCUGCAGCGGGCCCGCCGGCUGCGGGCGGUGCGGAGGCACGCCGCGUGA
Molecule: messenger RNA, 2007 nt
Organism: Prorocentrum cordatum
Lineage: Eukaryota; Dinophyceae; Prorocentrales; Prorocentraceae
Source: the annotation of a GenBank genome assembly